Messenger RNA from Parnassius mnemosyne (clouded apollo), 2427 nucleotides. The record is from the annotation of a GenBank genome assembly. NCBI's taxonomy places the organism in Eukaryota, Metazoa, Arthropoda, Insecta, Lepidoptera, Papilionidae.
AUGUCGGACAAGGGGGAACCUCCCCCAACACGCCGUAAACCACCAGAUAGGCGUCCGGGAGUACUCGACAGGCCCCUCAUGGAGCGAGACCUCUUCGCUCCUGAGAGAUCCAGAGUGCUCCCACCAUAUAGCCAACUCCCGAGGCGGAUAGGUAGUUCAUCGGCCACUGGCGCCGCGCUCGGCGCUGGUGAAGCUGUGCCUCCACCUAGCGUCGAACCGGCGCCACUACCACGCCGGAGCCAAGCCUCGCGGAGACGUACACCUCCGGAAAUAGACGAAGACCAGCUCCAAGAGGAGAAAAGGCUGAGAGCCGGAUCAGACUCAUUAUCUGAUUCGGCAUCGCCUCCUUCCUCGGUAACCCCACCCGAGAGACAAGCCCCACAAUCUGUGGUAAGGCAUAACAUUCCGCCAAACUCACCGUCUCCAACCACUUCUCCGGCCUGCACCGCUGACAUGCAGGAUUUCGGUGAAGAAGACCCGGAAGGGGAGAGAGAGUGGGACAAUACGUCCUACGCCACUCUAGCCCCAAUACUAGACUCCCAACCUGCUAACCAGGAGCCCAUACCUGGGCCUUCUUCAGCGCUGGACUCCUAUGCGCAAAUUGCAGCAGCGCCAAGAUCAGCGCCACCAUCACCUCCACCACCACCUGCACAAAAACCACAACAGCCAGGGGAACCUCCCCCAACACGCCGAAAACCACCCGACAGGCGUCUGGGAGUUCUCGACAGGCCCCUCAUGGAGCGAGACCUCUUCGCUCCUGAGAGGUCAAGAGUGCUCCCACCGUAUAGCCAACUCCCGAGGCGGAUUGGUAGUUCAUCGGCCACUGGCACCGCGCUCGGCGCUGGUGAAGCUGUGUCUCCACCUAGCGUCGAACCGGCGCCACUACCACGCCGGAGCCAAGCCUCGCGGAGACGUACACCUCCUGAAAUAGACAAAGACCAGCUCCAAGAGGAGAAAAGGCUGAGAGCCGGAUCAGACUCAUUAUCUGAUUCGGCAUCGCCUCCUUCCUCGGUAACCCCACCCGAGAGACAAGCCCCACAACUUGUGGUAAGACAUAACAUUCCGCCAAACUCACCGUCUCCAACCACCUCCCCGGCCUGCACCGCUGACAUGCAGGAUUUCGGUGAGCAGGAUCCAGAAGGGGAGAGGGAGUGGGACAAUACGUCCUACGCUACCCUUGCCCCUAUGCAAGAUGCUCAAACCUCCAAUUAUGAACCCAUACCUGGACCAUCGUCAGCGCCGGACUCCUAUGCGCACAUUGCAGCAGCGCCGAGAUCAGCGCCACCAUCACCACCACCACCACCUGCACAAAAACCACAACAAUCAGAUAAUAGCCAAACGACCAAAUAUCCACCAAUUAUAGUGGAGUGCUUCCCCAAUUGGGCGAAGCACUUCAAAAUCAUACAUCAGCUUGCGGACGUGUCUAGUGCGCUCCUGUGUUGUGUACGUGUUGUGCUAGUGAUUGACUCCGCCGACGUCGAGUUCGCUCCGUUUGGCGUCGAGGCGUCGCUGGCGCAUUUCCUGCGCCGGACUGUUAAUAAGGGGGAACCUCCCCCAACACGCCGUAAACCACCUGAUAGGCGUCCGGGAGUACUCGACAGGCCCCUCAUGGAGCGAGACCUCUUCGCUCCUGAGAGAUCUAGAGUGCUCCCACCUUACAGCCAACUCCCGAGGCGAAUAGGCAGUAUACCGGCGCCCGGCGCCGCGCUCGGCGCAGGUGAAGCUGUGUCUUCACCGAGCGCAGAACUAGCUCCAUUACCACGCCGGAGCCUAGCCUCGCGGAGACGUACACCUCCUGAGAUAGAACAAGACCAGCUGCAAGAGGAGAAAAGGCUGAGAGCCGGAUCAGACUCACUAUCUGAUUCGGCAUCGCCUUCUGCCUCUGCCACACCACCUGAGAUACAAGCCCCACAACCUGUGGUAAGACAUAACAGACCGCCUAACUCACCGUCUCCAACCACCUCUCCGGCCUGCACCGCUGACAUGCAGGAUUUCGGUGAGGAAGACCCGGAAGGAGAGAGAGAGUGGGACAAUACGUCCUACGCCACUCUAGCCCCAAUUCAAGACUCCCAACCUGCAAACCAGGAGCCCAUACCUGGUCCAUCUUCAGCGCCGGACUCUUAUGCGCAAAUUGCAGCAGCGCCAAGGCUGCUGCGAAAGGGAAAUUAUGCAGAGCGUGUGGGUGCCGGCGCUCCGGUGUACCUGGCCGCAGUCAUGGAGUACCUCGCCGCUGAAGUUCUAGAGUUGGCCGGUAACGCUGCUCGGGACAAUAAGAAGACCAGAAUCAUACCGAGACAUCUUCAGCUUGCCAUCCGCAACGAUGAAGAGUUGAACAAGCUCCUCUCCGGUGUGACGAUCGCCCAGGGCGGUGUACUACCCAACAUUCAGGCGGUCCUUCUUCCCAAGAAGACCGAGAAGAAGGCCUAA